AUGUCUACCUGGAUAGCCCAGUUGCAUUCUUUUGGAAAACUAGCAAAUUCCUGGAACAGCAGUAGCCAAAAUCUUCCACCAGGACCAAAGCCAUUACCACUAAUUGGAAACCUUCCUCAAAUGGAUCUGAAGAGGCCUUACAGAACCCUGCUGAAGUUACAUUUCAGUUAUCCAAGCAGUAUCAGCUUCCAAAUGGGAGCCCAGAAAAUGGUCGUUCUGGUGGGCUACGAGACCGUAAAGGAGGCUUUGGUGAACCAGGCAGAUGCAUUUGCAGAGCGGCCCAGACUCCCAAUCUUUGAAGAGGCUACAGGAAGCUGUGGAGUUGCAUUUGCUCAUGGUGAAAACUGGACAGUGAUGUGGCGGUUUAUGUUAACCACAUUGCGUGACUAUGGAAUGGGCAAGAGGACCAUAGAGGACAAAAUUAUUGAAGAGUGCCAUUCCCUAAUACAGAAAUUUGAAUCUUACAAAGGAAAACCAUUUGAGAGCACUGUAAUCAUGAACGCUGCUGUUGCCAAUGUUAUCGUGUCCAUUGCGCUUGGCAAGCGAUAUGAAUAUGAAGAUCCCACGUUUGUAAGACUACUGAACUUGUUGAAUGAAAACAUCCGACUUGUUGGAAGUCCCUCUGCCAUGCUGUACAACAUGUUUCCUGCUCUGGGCUUUCUGUUUGGUGGUUCCAGGACUAUUGUUAUUAAGAACAAGAUGGAAUUGUACAACUUCAUACAGGACACUUUCAUAGAACGCCUCAAAGAACUGGACGUGAAUGACCAGAGGACCUUUAUUGAUGCUUUUCUAAUCCAACAGCAAGAGAGAUCAAGAGUGGAGCAGGUGAUAACGACCACACCCCACCUUCAUCGAAGUGGCAUCAGGACAAAGCAGAUGUCAAUGCCUACCUCCACUUUCACCAAGCUGGAAUCAGAUAAGGUCCAAGAAGAGAUUGCAAAGGUGGUCGGGUCUGCUCAGCCUCGAAUUGAACACCGAUCAAAACUGCCUUAUACAGAUGCAGUAAUCCUUGAAGUUCAGAGGUUUGCAAAUAUUGUCCCUAUGAACGUGCCACGUGCCACCACCGAGGAUGUCACUCUAAAAGGCUAUUUCAUUCCAAAGGGAACUCGUAUUGUUCCAUUACUGUACUCCGUGCUUUAUGAUGAAUCUCAGUGGGAAAAACCACUUAAAUUCUACCCUGAGCACUUCCUUGAUUCUGAAGGAAAGUUUGUAAAGAGAGAUGCCUUCAUGCCUUUCUCUGCAGGUCGGCGAAUCUGUGCUGGUGAGACCCUUGCCAAAAUGGAGCUGUUCCUGUUCUUUGCAAGUCUGCUGCAGAGAUUCGUUUUCCAGCCAGCCCCUGGGACGUCUAAAGAAGACCUGGACCUGACCCCUGCAGUCGGGAUUACUGCGCCUCCCAUACCCUACCAUUUCUGUGCUUUGCCACGUGCUUAGCAUCCAGCCAAGCUUAUCUCUCGUGUGCACAACACCCUCCUUUCCUGCACAUUCUUGCCUGCCAAGGACAUUUCAGAGGAUUCAAAUUGUGCUUUUUCACAAACCUUUGUGCUUCAUACACCUGUCUGUGAAACC
Eublepharis macularius is the source of this 1566-nucleotide messenger RNA. Its product is annotated as cytochrome P450 2K1-like. The transcript is spliced from 11 exons. Gene Ontology annotation, biological process: xenobiotic metabolic process. Gene Ontology annotation, molecular function: oxidoreductase activity, acting on paired donors, with incorporation or reduction of molecular oxygen, reduced flavin or flavoprotein as one donor, and incorporation of one atom of oxygen; iron ion binding; heme binding. Gene Ontology annotation, cellular component: cytoplasm; intracellular membrane-bounded organelle. The coding region runs from base 1 to 1431 and encodes 476 amino acids. NCBI's taxonomy places the organism in Eukaryota, Metazoa, Chordata, Lepidosauria, Squamata, Eublepharidae. The record is from RefSeq and is a predicted model, not a curated record.